This is a messenger RNA of Tarenaya hassleriana, 665 nucleotides long. Its product is annotated as thionin-like protein 2. The record is from RefSeq and is a predicted model, not a curated record. Lineage: Eukaryota; Viridiplantae; Streptophyta; Magnoliopsida; Brassicales; Cleomaceae. The coding region runs from base 60 to 404 and encodes 114 amino acids. The transcript is spliced from 2 exons.
AAAACAAACCCACAAACAAAAGUGAAAAAAAUCAAGAAAUCAAGAGAGAAUUACAGAAGAUGGAGUCUAAAACCCUAAUAAUGGCGGUUCUAGGGUUUGUGUUGAUAAUGACGAACACAGCCUCUGCCGGGUUCGGCGACUGUUACAGUAAUUGUGUCGAAACCUGCGCGCCACCAGGAGACCCCGCCUACGCAAAAUGCCCGUUCACGUGUUUGUCAAAGUGUUGGUCCGAUCCUAACGCCAAGAACCCGAAAUCUAUACGUCACAUCAGCAAAGUCCCUUUGGAUCCGUCUGGGAUUUGUACCCUUAGAUGUGCCCUAAACUCGUGCGCUGAUUCUUUGAACGAUGCUUCCAAAAUGCAUGUCUGCCUGCAAAAAUGCUCGGAAGGUGUCUGCAAGUCCUAAGGAGGCAGAAUCUACAACUAUAUAUAUAUAUGGAGCCAUUAUUUACAAAGAGAAAUGCUUUCAUUUCCUUUGUUGGAAUUAAUGGUUUAUAAUUGUAUCGCAUAGUCUAUGCAUAAUAAAUAUUUUAAAAUUUAUUUUUAACAAAGAGAGUAUCUUUAGCAAAAAAGAUCGACGCAUGUAUCCAACUGCAGAUACUUAUGCAUGUGUAACAUAUAAUGACACAACAGAACUGUAUAACAAUAAGAGGUUUGGUCUGAUUUC